Messenger RNA from Mesorhabditis belari, 975 nucleotides. The record is from the annotation of a GenBank genome assembly. Lineage: Eukaryota; Metazoa; Nematoda; Chromadorea; Rhabditida; Rhabditidae.
AUGUCUCGACGACGAUUGGGAGAGAGGACGGAGAGUGAAGGAGAAAGUGAAGGAGAAGCAGAAGAUCAACAAAGGCUAUUGAGAGGGGAUGAAGAUGAGGAAAGACAUGUGGGCACAUCGAGAACCAUUGCAGAGUUACAGCAACGAGAGAGACAGACAUCGGAAAACGAGCCUGGCACAAGUCAGUCAGUGAAAAGGCGCCUGGGAACACUUGUCUCCGGCAUGAAGGGACUCUAUGACGAUAUCUUCAGUAAAGAUUCCUCUUAUAAGAAAUAUAUCCGCAAUAGAGAGUCGACUUUUGCUGUGGAGCCCCUCGUUGAAUCGAUGAAAGUGCCGAGGAAUCGAGAAUCAGCUGGGCUGAAAGAUUCGAUGAAACCACCUCGAUUGAAAGAAUGGCUUCAAAUAGCUUGCUUUGAACUCGAUCAAAAGGUCGGAAGCGCUUACAAGUUUGCUGACUCAAAAGUCGUUGUUGAUGGGUACACUUCAACAAGCCAUCGGGAUAGGCUUUGUCUUGGUGCUGUCGAGAACCACAACCGAAACCCAUUGGUGGUGCCAGUAAGGAGACAAAUUGGAGGUGGAAUCGAACUAGAAAGAAAAGAACGCUCGAUCACAUUGAAGGUACUCUCAGCUUCUCCGAUUUUUGUCCAAGCUCCACUCUAUGCUUUAUCGAAAAACGAGAACGCUUCCACGGUUUUUCGAUUAUCGAGUGGAGACUCAAUCGAAAUCUACAAUGAAGGCAUUUUCACAAUCGAACUCGCAUCGAGGAUUCAUGAAAAGUCAAGGAUCUAUGCAAUGCAGUCAAUGGUUAUUUGCCGGAUUUCCUUUGUGAAGGGAUUCGGAGCGGCAUAUCGUCGACCAUCGAUCAUGCAUGUGCCUUGUUGGAUUGAGAUCUACUUCCAGGAUCCACUCCAAGCAAUUGAUUGGGAGCUUCGCAAGACAGACAAUACCGAAGAGGAGAUUUUGAGGAGUUAUUCC